AUGGACGAGGCCGCAGCGGCCGGGUGGGAGACUCUCCUCACCCGGGUCUCCGCCGAUCCAGCCGAUGCUGGGGCCCGGGCGGAGAUGUUGACAUGGCUGGGUGGUGCGGGAUCGGGCGUCGAGCCGCAGGCGGCGACGGCAGCGCUGCUGGCGGUGCUCGAAGGGAUCGAGGCGCCUGCGGUCGAGAUUGUGACAGCGCUGCUGAAAGCGGGCGCGGGUGCGAAUGGCCUGGUUGCUGACGAUGACGGCGAUGGGCGGACCGGUGACGACGGGCCGCUGCGGCUGCCGCUGCAGCUGGCUGCCCUGCACGGCAGCGUGGAGCUGGUGCGGGUGCUGGUGGCCGGCGGGGCCGACGUCUGUCGCGCUGCGAGCUUUGGCCUCACGGCGCUCCACGAUGCCGCAAGCUGCAACUAUACGACGGCACGGCAGCACAAGAAGUAUGCGGCGGUGGCGGAGGAGCUGUUGGCCGCAGGCGCCGAGGUCGACGCGGCCGACGAGACCGGCGCGACACCGCUGGUGGUUGCUUGCCGGGCCGGCUCGCACCUCCUGGCCGGGACGCUCUUGUCGCACGGUGCGGACGUUGGAGGCGGCUCACAUAGCUCGGCACACAUUCCGCUGAUCGCGGCGCUGCUGCCGCGGGCCACACUUGUCGAGCGUCAGACGCUGGUCAAGCUGCUGGUCCGCAAGUGCGCCGACGUCAACGCCCGGCGCCGCGACCCGGUGCUUCCAUUCCAGGGCUCGACGCCGCUAGAGUGCGCGAUCUUUGCGGGCCACAUCGAUGCCGCCGAGUUUCUGGCCGCACGCGGCGCCGAGAUGGCCCCAAACUCGCCGGCAAGGAAGCUGGUGUGGCCGGAUCUGGCUCGGAUAUUGGCGGCGGAACCGGGUGACCGUCGCGCCGUGCUCGCCGACGUGCGCGGGCGCAAGAGCCAGACAUGA
Thecamonas trahens ATCC 50062 is the source of this 936-nucleotide messenger RNA. RefSeq lists its product as uncharacterized. The coding region runs from base 1 to 936 and encodes 311 amino acids. The transcript has a single exon. Gene Ontology annotation, molecular function: protein binding. The record is from RefSeq and is a predicted model, not a curated record. Lineage: Eukaryota; Apusomonadida; Apusomonadidae.